AUGUCUAACAAUAAUAAAAAUGAUACUAUUGUUAAUCUUGAUCAACAAGUACUCACAGCAGAACAAAAACAACGUCUCAUAAGAAUUUCUGAAAGACUCAAAGAAAUUAAAUCACUUAUGAAACGUGUUAAUCAGUUGCUGAAUUUUCUUGGCGUGUUUUUAUGCGUGGUAGCCGUGUUGUUUAUUAUUAUGGUUUGGAUUACAAGAUACUUGGAUUAA
Molecule: messenger RNA, 219 nt
Organism: Adineta steineri
Lineage: Eukaryota; Metazoa; Rotifera; Eurotatoria; Adinetida; Adinetidae
Source: the annotation of a GenBank genome assembly